AUGGAGUUCUUGAUCAAAUUCGCGCAGGCGCAUGAGACCUUUCGAGUCCCCGAAAUUGAGGCACUGGCCCUGAUUGAGGGACUGGAAAUGGAAAUAGUUGACUAUAGUCAAGAUUCCCCCUUUUGUGUCGUACAACUGGCUUCAGUCGAAGCCGCUCAGCGCCUGGCCAAGAGAUCCAUCCUUAUCCAGUCUAUACAUGAGCUCUGGGGAAAAGGAAGCACCCUGGAAGAACUUCACGAAUCUGUCAGGACAAACACAUCUCACAUAUGGGACAGUUAUCUCGGAAAAUCAUUCAAGUUUGAUGUUGAUCCCUACCAAGGGACUCGCUCUGCGAAAAAGCGCAUUGAACUCAUUAACUCCUUCAGGUUUCUUGGAUGGACUGGGCCUGUAAAAAUGUCUAACCCCGACAACUUGUUCACCAUAUUCGAGAUGUGGCCUUACGACAGUGUACCCCUAAACAUUCCAGAUCCCACGACCAUGUAUCUUGCCCGCCAUGUUGGCAACUCCUCCCGGGACAUUCUAGUUCGGUUUGACUUGAAGAAGAGAGGGUACAUCUCAACAACAAGUAUGGAUUCGGAGCUCGCACUUGUCACGGCCAACAUCGCCCUGGCUGCUCCUGGUAAGCUAUUCUACGACCCAUUCGUUGGAACAGGCUCCUUUCCCAUUGCAUGUGCUCACUUCGGCGCUCUUGCCUUUGGAAGUGAUAUUGAUGGCCGUAGCAUUCGUGGGGAGGGUGGAAAGAAGAGUCUCAAAGGGAAUUUCGACCAAUAUGGCAUAGGCUCUUGCUUAGGCGAUGUAUUCUCUGCCGACUUGACCAAUACCCCCAUUAGGCGGCAUCGUAGGACAUGGGACGGAAUCGUUUGCGAUCCGCCCUAUGGUGUGCGCGAAGGAUUGAGGGUGCUUGGUCUUCGCGAUCCCGAAAAGACGCCAUGGCUGAUAGAGCAAGGCAAGCAACAUGGAAUGUUCGUUAUACACUGGCCGAUUAUGCCGAAUUUUACGCUGACCAUGCCCUAUAGUUUUAUGGUAAUGCUCGAUGAUAUUCUCGACUUUGCAGCCAAUACUCUCGUUGACGAUGGACGCCUGUCGUUCUGGAUGCCAACUGCCAACGAUGAAAACCAGGAAAUCUCAGUGCCCUCACAUCCUUACAUGGAGGUGGUUGUGGUCUGUACUCAACCCUUCAACAAGUGGUCAAGGAGACUCAUCACUUAUCGUCGAAUUCCCGACUCACAGGUGUCAAAAGCAGCCCUCGAAACCUAUGCAAACCGACAAAAGCUCAAAUUGGAGGGGACAUCAGCAGACGAGCUCAACCCAUUUCGACGUGGAUAUUUCAAAAAGUUUGAGGCAGAUGAAUAA
Messenger RNA from Fusarium venenatum, 1353 nucleotides. NCBI's taxonomy places the organism in Eukaryota, Fungi, Ascomycota, Sordariomycetes, Hypocreales, Nectriaceae. The record is from RefSeq and is a predicted model, not a curated record.